Molecule: messenger RNA, 1081 nt
Organism: Nanorana parkeri
Lineage: Eukaryota; Metazoa; Chordata; Amphibia; Anura; Dicroglossidae
Gene: HMGA2
Product: high mobility group AT-hook 2
Exons: 5
Coding region: 130-447 (105 amino acids)
Biological process (GO): regulation of DNA-templated transcription
Cellular component (GO): chromatin; nucleus
Molecular function (GO): DNA binding; transcription coregulator activity
Source: RefSeq, a predicted model, not a curated record
GCUCUCCUCCUCUUUCACUUCACUCAGCUUUGGCAGCAGCAGCAGGACGUCCGGCGCGGCGGCAGCGGCGGCUCCUCGUGUGGAUAAGGUGCAGCAGCAGCAGUUCGCUGGGGUGUGAGCAGUGUCACCAUGAGCUCAAGGGAAAGUGCCCGCCAGUCCACUUCCGCGGAGCAGCCUGCAUCCCCCUCAGAGUCACCGAAGAGGGCACGAGGGAGACCCCGGAAACCGCAAAAAGAGCCAGCGACUGGGGAGCCUUCUCCUAAGAGACCCAGAGGAAGACCUAAGGGGAGCAAAAACAAAGGUCCUUUAAAAUCUGCACAAAAGAAAGAAGAGGGUAGUGGUGAAAAACGUCCAAGAGGACGCCCCAGAAAAUGGCCACAACAAGAAAAAAAAUCUAGUCAGAAAGAAACUGAAGAGGCCUCCUCACAUGAAUCUGAAGAGGACUAGACAACCGUCGACAUGAAUUUCUACCUCAGACAGCAGUUUUUCUUCGAUUCAGAAUCAGUCCCUUCAGCUUAUCUGGAUCUCAGAAAUGAAAAGACACUGCUUUGACCACUUAAUUUGUACUACCCCCAUCUCUUCACUUCUUGCCUAUCGGGCAGAAUUUAAAAAUGAUAGAACCUCUCCAAGAACUUGUUCAUUACUGUCUUUCUAAUCCUUUUCACUGUCCCAGGUUUAGUUCUAAAAUACUGCUGUAAGACAGGGGAUACAGAUAAAUGGUAACUUUUUAAAAUGCUGUUUUUAUCUUUAACCUACUAAUCAAUAAUGCUGUUGAGAAAAGAUGUGUGGGUCAAACAUUCUUGAAUCAGGUUUUAGUCAUUGUCAUUCACUGCACUGCAUAUACACAAAAUGACUUUUAAAACAAAAUGGGCAUUGAAAUGGGCAAAGCUCGGUGUGUAAAGAUGAGCAAUCCACACCAGCUAACACCCACACUUGACAACAACCCCUUAGAACACCAAAGAUGAGGGCUUUUUUUCACCCCAAAAAGCUUCUUGUAGAUCUGUACUUUUUGCUUAGUAGCUUCAUAUGUUUCUGUAAGGAAGCAACAUGCUUAAAACCUGUGUUUUGAAACAAAACCAGU